Messenger RNA from Lentinula edodes (shiitake mushroom), 786 nucleotides. RefSeq lists its product as uncharacterized. The transcript is spliced from 2 exons. Bases 1 to 786 code for a protein of 261 amino acids. The record is from RefSeq and is a predicted model, not a curated record. NCBI's taxonomy places the organism in Eukaryota, Fungi, Basidiomycota, Agaricomycetes, Agaricales, Omphalotaceae.
AUGCUUCUGGAUCCCUUUUCAGUCAAAUGUACCAAGGAGGUGUUUGAGGCUCUUCAUUCUCACCAAAAACUCCUAGGUGAAUUGGCCAUAGCACCUGAGGAUUUUUCAGCAGAAACUGUCCCUUGCUUAUCUUGGAAACCUGAUCCAAAAAUUCAAAUCAACCCAACAGUUUAUAAUGGUGGUCUCCUUGACACAGAUCUGGCAGCAAUUCAUAACUGGAUAUUUGUUAAACUUCCGCAACCUGCGGAAAUGGAGCGCCUGGAUAUGCUUCACUAUACCACUGCUCAUGCUCGCACCCUGCUACUUGCUUAUCGACACCGGGAAGAAUUUCUCAAUAGUGCCCCUGACAAUUUGGCUGAUGUGGACCAGUAUAUUGUUCAUCAAGCAUGGAACAGAUUGGUUGCAUGGACAGGUCUUUCUGUGGAUGGAAAAUCCAAAAGAUCAAAAGGAGCUGAUGUCAAUUAUGAGGCAGUUAGUUUAUUGGAUAAAAUUAUGUUUGAUGAAUCCAGUAGGGCAGGAGUUGCAGGUAAUCAUCAAUGGGGCUUAGAUGUUGGACCACAUGAGAUGGGUUGGAAUCCACAGUUUACUGGCCCUAAUGUAACUGUAGGAAAGAGGAGAGAGGGAAAUGAUGAUGAAGAAGUACUGAAAGGGAAAGGAUAUAAUCAUGAAGCUGAAGAGGUGGAAAGAAAGAAAGCAAAGCUUACUGAACCAUCACACAAACAGCAGAAGAGAAAAGCAAAAGACAGCAAUAUGGUCAAGGCAGUUAAGAAGAGGAAGAAGCAGUAG